AUGGCUGCCGUUCAGCAAAUGCCUUCUGUGCCGACGGGUGUGCCACGGCAGGCUGCCGCGGCAAGCGACGUACUGGACAUCAGACAGGCGGAGAGCGCGUCGAGUGGAUCAGAUACCGCGGACACAGCUCUGGAUACCCCGGUUCGCAUGUCCGGACUUGCCAUCGGCAGCAAAUUUGGCAGCGGUCCGCAGCGAGGGGACACACGCAUCGUCGUUAUUGUCUAUGGGCGUGACCAAGAGGAGAUUAUCUCUGUCUUUGCGGAAGUACUUGGGAAACCAUACUGCAAACGGCCAAACUUCGAGGCUAUAUCAAUAGCAGACAAGGAACGGGUUAUAGGAAUCUACGCAGACAACGCCAAGGCAGACAUCGGCUCAAGGAACACAGAUCUGGUGGUCGCCAUCAAUGCUCACUGCUGCGACUACGAGUUCCUCUACACAAACACACCCUUCUUCCGCCGUGACCUCUCGCGGCUUAUCUCCUUCACUCUUGGCCAGAUCAACCAUCAUCAGACACUGAUGGACAAGCCACGGACAUACUUCAUCUCCACCACGUUCCCCGAUGUUCGAGUUGCGCUUCCCAAUAUCGACAUCCUGACUGUUGGUUCCGACGCUGUCGAAAUCCGGGUUGACUUACUGAAAGAACCCCUGGCCGAUGGGGCUUUUGCGGCAGUUCCCAGUCUCAGUUACGUGGGUGAACAGGUUAUGACGUUGCGCCAGCGUACCGAGCUCCCUAUCAUCUUCACGACGCGUUGCCAGCGUGAGAAUGGCCGUUUCCCCAUGGACAAUCCCGAUUUGUAUUAUCAGUAUCUGUACCGUGCCAUUCAGUGGGGUGUGGAGUACAUUGAUGUUGAGCUGUGGCUUCCCGAGACCAUCCGGAAGCGUUUAUAUGAACGGCGCGGCAACAGCCGCAUCAUGUCCGCAUACCACGACUUCUCUUCCACUUUGAAAUGGCCAACUCCGGAGGCACAAGCUAUCUACGCCGAGUCUUGCAAGUAUGCUGAUAUUGUGAAGAUGAUUACCUACAUCAACGACCGAAACGAGAACUUUGAGCUGGAGUACUUCCGCUCCAAGAUACGUGCAGAGUACCCGAAUGGGCCCCCACUAUCAGCUGUCAACAUGGGCGAGAUGGGCCAGUUCUCGAGGACCCAAAACCAUGUCUUUUCUCCGAUCACGCACCCACUGCUCCCCGUGAUUGCGGCCCCUGGACAAAUGAGUGCCGCCGAAACGAAUGCCGCGCUGUCGAUGCUUGGGCAGCUCCCGAAGAAGAUUAUAUACGGCAUCACAAGCCCUUCGAGUCGCAGCGGGACACCACAGGCGCCGUUUUACGUCAAAUGUUUCAAUGAGCUCGGACUCCCUCACCAGUUCGCCGUCGUGGAACAGCAACCAAAAGGACCGAACCGUGUGGAGACCUGGUGCAACCAGAAGAAUUUUGGCGGCGCGUAUCUUCACCCACCUCUGUCCUACGCCAGCCUUAUUUCCAAAAGUGCCUUUUUCUCUUCUCUGGGAGACGGAGCAGGGCCAAUUCUGACAGGUGCGGCUCGCGUCAUCGGCAAUUUCGACACUAUUAUUGUACGAUCAUUAUCCUCACCUCCACAAUCGACUGAGGUUUCCGAACCUUCGAGCCCAUACCAUCACCAGAACGACAACGGCAAUGGUAGCAGUCAUUCAGUUGUCAGUGGCAGCGGGACCUUGUCGCCAAACACGCAACUUGUUUUCGACAACGCCUCUUGGCGCGGUAUUUUGAGCACGCUUACCCGUGAUUUGGCCCCCUCUGCCUACUUUGGUCGCACCGCCGUCGUUCUUGCGUCUUCCUCGGACGAUGCCGCAAGCGCCGUAUUUGCACUGGGCGCGCUCCGUAUCAGCAAAGUCUAUACCGUCGGCUUCAAGACGCCGUCUGCUCUGGCUGGUGACAUGAUCAUUGAGCCUUUCAACUCGCUGGAAAGCCUGCAGAAGGCGCGUACCGUCGGCGCUCACGAUGACUUUGCGUCUCCGUUUGUGAUCAUCAGUGCACUUGCACCCGAAAAGGGAAAUUUGGUUGGUCUAUUGCUCCGUGUUUUCGGAUCCAGCAAAUCGCCACCGCCAGAUACCACGGAGACAUCUAUCAACGCAAGCAGCACACGGAAAGUGUUCCUCGACCUUGCUGCCGACUCGGGCAGCGGCUCGUUUGCGUCGCGGAAGGCCGACCCUGGUCUCGUGGCAGAGCAAAGCGGAUUUGCGGUCUACGGUUCGUCGGAUGUUAACGCAUUCACAACGGUCGAGACUUUGAGGCUACUUGUUGGACAAAACGUCCCUUAUAGCUUCGUGCGCCUUGCCGGCGGCAGGAGUCCAUUCUAG
This is a messenger RNA of Sporothrix brasiliensis 5110, 2334 nucleotides long. Its product is annotated as 3-dehydroquinate dehydratase I. The record is from RefSeq and is a predicted model, not a curated record. Gene Ontology annotation, molecular function: 3-dehydroquinate dehydratase activity. Bases 1 to 2334 code for a protein of 777 amino acids. NCBI's taxonomy places the organism in Eukaryota, Fungi, Ascomycota, Sordariomycetes, Ophiostomatales, Ophiostomataceae. The transcript is spliced from 2 exons.